Cynoglossus semilaevis (tongue sole) is the source of this 2265-nucleotide messenger RNA. It is a transcript of the gene pick1, whose product is annotated as protein interacting with prkca 1. The transcript is spliced from 13 exons. Gene Ontology annotation, biological process: intracellular protein transport; positive regulation of receptor internalization; receptor clustering. Gene Ontology annotation, cellular component: postsynaptic early endosome; synaptic vesicle; neuron projection. Gene Ontology annotation, molecular function: phospholipid binding; protein domain specific binding; protein kinase C binding. NCBI's taxonomy places the organism in Eukaryota, Metazoa, Chordata, Actinopteri, Pleuronectiformes, Cynoglossidae. Bases 188 to 1444 code for a protein of 418 amino acids. The record is from RefSeq and is a predicted model, not a curated record.
AACUUCCGCUACCUUACCGGAUGUGACAAAAUAAGGUAAACAGAAGACCUGUCCGCUUAAUUCGGGCAGCGGCCACAGUUGGUACCAAAUUAUAAUUAAAUGUUAACCUCUGCGUUAUAAGUACAUUUUACUCCAAAGGCUGGUGGGAUUUUUCAAAGAAAAGAUAGAGCCUUGAUACUGCUCUGCGAUGUCCUCUGAUAUGGACUAUGAAUUUGAAGAGGACAAGCUUGGGAUACCAACAGUACCUGGUACUGUGUGUCUGAAGAAAGAUGCCAAUAACCUUAUUGGCAUCAGUAUCGGGGGUGGAGCCCAGUACUGUCCCUGUCUCUACAUUGUCCAAGUUUUUGAUAACACCCCAGCAGCUGUGGAUGGGUCACUGGCAGCAGGCGAUGAAAUCACAGGUGUGAACGGAAAAACAGUGAAAGGAAAAACUAAAGUGGAAGUGGCCAAGAUGAUCCAAGCUGUGCAGGGGGAAGCAGUAAUUCACUACAACAAACUGCAGGCUGACCCAAAGCAGGGGAAGUCCUUGGACAUAGUGCUGAAAAAGGUCAAGCACCGACUGGUGGAGAACAUGAGCUCAGGCACUGCCGACGCACUGGGACUCAGCAGAGCCAUUCUCUGCAACGAUGGGCUGGUAAAGAGACUGGAGGAGCUGGAGAAAACGGCAGAGCUGUACAAAGGUCUGAUGGAACACACAAAAAGGCUGCUCAGAGCAUUUUUUGAACUUUCUCAGACUCACAGAGCAUUCGGUGAUGUUUUUGCUGUAAUUGGAGUCCGGGAGCCACAGGCUGCAGCCAGUGAGGCUUUUGUGAAGUUUGCUGAUGCUCAUCGCAAUAUUGAGAAAUAUGGAAUUCAGCUGCUGAAGACCAUAAAACCUAUGCUCCAUGACCUGAACACAUACCUUCACAAGGCCAUACCGGACACAAAGCUCACUAUCCGCAAAUACCUGGAUGUGAAGUUUGAGUAUUUGUCCUACUGCCUGAAGGUGAAGGAAAUGGAUGAUGAGGAAUACACUAGUAUCGCCAUCGCUGAGCCACUCUACCGUGUGUGCACUGGUAACUACGAGUACCGCUUGGUGCUGCGGUGUAGGCAGGAGGCCCGUGCACGCUUCGCCAAAAUGAGGAAGGAUGUCCUGGAGAAGAUCGAGUUGUUAGAUCAGAAACAUGUCCAGGACAUUGUGUUCCAGCUGCAGCGCUUCGUCUCAGGUAUGUCACAUUACUACGACGACUGCUACGCAGUCCUGAAGGAGGCGGAUGUCUUUCCCAUCGAAGUGGACCUGUCCCGCACCACGAUCAACUACGGCAGCUUGUCCCUCUCUUAUAAUGAUGACGAAGAAGAGGAGGAGGAGGGAGGGGAUGGAAGAGGAGGCAAAGAGGAGGGAGGAGGAGGGAGCACAGACAGACAAGCAGAGAAUGGGGCUGAGAAACUGAUUGACGAUGAAUGAGCGCGUGUUCAUGUGGAAAUGAAGGCCAAAAAUAACACUAAUGUCAGCGAGGAAUGAUCUUUGGAGUACAUUUGUUUUCAUUAUUUAAAGAAGAACCUUAUGUGAGUUGUGCCUUUUAAGCCCUUAGCUGAGUAUAGUUUAUAUCUGCACUGGGAUCAUGGUUCAUUUUUAUCUCAAAAUGUAAUUUUUUUCCUCUCUUCUCAUCUGCAAAUGUUCUGUAUUAAGUGAGAUGAAUCACAUUGGUGCCGUGAAAUCUACAAGUUACUCUCAAGAUUUUCUUUCCUAUUCUCUCAUCAUAUUAAUACAUGAAAGUUUGGACGCGUAAUAACCAGAAGGAGGUGACAGUGACUGACACUAAUGUGACUGAAGAGUAUCAACACUGUAUCUAAAAUAAGUAUGCACAAGUGAAGAACGGAAUAUUAACUCUAAUGGUGUGAUUUUAGUAUCAUUCCAACUUUAUUUAUUCUUUUUAAAUUAAACGUUGAAAUUACAUGUAAAAUAUUUAAUUGUGUGUAAAAGUGAAUGUUGUCGGUAGGUCACGUGACUUAUUUUGUUUUCUCCCGUGUUCUGUAGGUCAGGAGGAAUUCCGUGUUUAACCGUUACCGUUAUGUGAGUUUGUUGUCGUUACCACUGGGGGGCAGCGUUCGUUCUUUACCUGUAUAAAUGGAACUUCAUGCAUUAACGGGGGCCAUGUUACAUGUUUUUGAGCUGUAUUUAACUAUUUUUAUUUGCUCUGAAGUGCAUAUACUUUUAAGUCAGCCGACUUAAAAUAAUUGUUCGUUUUGUACCGCAAAUAAAUAUCAAAAUUUAAAACCUGUUAA